CUGCAAGCAGCACAUGGAGAAGGCCCACAACUGGGUCUACAUCCGGAGCAGAUGCAAAGGCAAGCCGUCGGCUGCCCAGGUCAAGGCCACCGGCUGUGACUACAGUCCAAAGGCGUGCCCGGGAACUGCUGAAGCAAUGCAUGACCCUGCCGUUGCCUCCUCCGCCCCGCCACCGGCUGCGACUGUGCCUCUACCCGCCACAAUGGACUUCGUCCUCUUUGACGACGGUCAAGCCGACGCCAUAGGCGACCAUGACGACAGCCUAUAUGCCGACUACGACGACUCCGAGGGCGCGCAGUCCUAUCUGCCCUGGUCAUCGCCGUCCACUCGGCUGAGGAGAAACGAGCGGUUCAUCGAGAUGUUCAGCCAGACCUAUAACGGCGCCCACGAGAAGACAGGCACCCUUGCCGACUACGCUACAGUGGAUCCGAUGCUCGCUGGCCUGCCACCUCACGAUAUCCGGCACCAUUCGCGGGACAAUGACCAGCGUCAAUCAGCCGACGACGUCACGAUCAAGGCCGAAUCACCCAUCGUAUCGGUUGAUGCCGUCUUCCCGAACAAGCGAAAGCACGAGGUCAUCGUAGCUCCCUCAUCACAACCUGGGCAAGCCGCCCCCCCGUCAUCCGGCGAGCGACCGUCUGGCAGCCGGAAAGCCGGGGCCGGUCAGGUAGCGCGGACCUCUUCGAACUCCGGGGUGGGCUCGGAGUAUCGACUCGGUCCCGACGACGGUCCUCGGCCUCGGAAGAAGCAGAGGCCUAAUCCUACGGAGGACUUUACGGACACGAGCAUGCCUGACAUCUUCCGCCAUGCCCACCCCCAUAUCUACGACAGGGACCGGGCCGAUAAAUACUCGCCAUGUCACACUAUGCAUCGAGAGAUCUCGACACUGGUUCGCCAUCUCAGCAGACCAGCCCAUCGCCUACAAGUCACAGAGCGAGCCAUAUCCUCUUUUGAGGCUGAAGGCCCCGAUUUUCGACACCCGAGGGUGGGCGUCUGCCGGUGGUGCUGGCAGACUUUCAGCGACCGACAAAUAUUCGAUGCCCACGUGUCCCGUCCAUGCGAAAAGGUCUCGAAGGGGAAGCGAGAGAAGUGGCGCGCCCUGUACGACGCCUUUACUCCAUUGCUCGAUGCAACGGACUCGCCACCCUCGGGCAGCGGCGACGACUUAACCCAAGAAACGGAAGCACAGAGGAGAAGAUUCCCCAGUCAAGCGGAUGGCUCACCCGUCGCCAACGAGGACGAUGUCUUGGGCGGCAUCGGGACCCCGCCUACCUCGGUCCCGUCACCUGACCUUCUCCCAUCGGCAGCGUUCGGCCCCUCGAAUCCGAGCAACAGCCGAUUCAUCUCUGCAGACGAGCACUGCAAGCUGCAGGAGGAACACAAGGCCUUGCGCGAAAGACACCACCAGCUCGAGCGGGUAACCCAAGUUCUCCUAGCCCGCCAAUUCAUUCAGGAGAAGAUGCGGACGCAUACAUCGACUAAGUCCGGCAUCGAAUCUUUAAGAGCUGGCUCAUGCAAGAGCGAUCCGUCCGUCAUAUCCACAGCUUCUUCCGACCGAGACAGUCUAGUCCAGCACAUGGACUCGCAGUCCACGAAUGUCGACGUGUACAGGUUCAUGGAUGAUGUGGAGCACACCCGCCAGUCCAUCUCCAGGAUGAACUCGGGCCUGAGUACAGUCUCGCGCUCAACCAUCCACCACGUGCCCCUGAGCCCGCCUCCUCGGGCCGCGGGGCUUCCGACACAACAACAGAACACCGGCCACCCUCUAAUAAGCCAGCAGAGCAAACAGUCCCUGGCUCACCGGCCUCCGCUCCCAUCCAUCCCAGACUCGGGCUACGGCACCGAUCAGUGCCGCGGCAGCCUCGGCGACCUUGCCCCGAGCGCAGAACAACAGCACGCCGGGACAGGGAGCCCAACGCUCGGCGCGGAGGAGGCGGCGGAGAGACCCAGAUUCACCCAAGAGCUUUCGUGGACAGACGACUCGGAUGCCUUCCAAAGGGGGCCGGGCGGGCCCGGCACGCCCAAGCCGCACGGCGGCAGCCAAUCCUCGGGCUUCUUGACGGAGCAGGAGAUGGCCGAGUACACCGAUUCGUCGUUCGAGUUGUUCUACAGCAGCCUCCAGUCACGCUCCUCUCCGACGGGGUUUACGUUUGAGCUUGGGUCGCAGCAAGAAUAGAGCAACAAUAAGACACUCGGGCGUAAGGUAUAUAUUUAUAGACAGCACGGCGUUAUGGGUUAUGGGUUGUGUUUUAUUCACGCUCCGGGUUUCACUACGUACCUACCUACCGUCGUGGGGUAUGGCGGGUGGAUGGAUGGAUGAUGUUAGAUAUGUAUAUAUACACUCAAAAGUCUGCGUGUGAGGCGAGAGUGGCUGGCCCACAUGCGCCCCUCGCAGACGAUGGACGAUGGACGAUGGACGAUGGCCACGGGGUAAUGAACCGGUAUGAUACGAACGGUUGAGUAGGGUAUAAAGAGGGAUCCGUCCAAAUAUACUGUACCGCCUAGAACCAAACAAACAACUUUGCCUCUUGAG
Chaetomium strumarium is the source of this 2533-nucleotide messenger RNA. RefSeq lists its product as uncharacterized. The transcript is spliced from 3 exons. Lineage: Eukaryota; Fungi; Ascomycota; Sordariomycetes; Sordariales; Chaetomiaceae. The record is from RefSeq and is a predicted model, not a curated record. Bases 14 to 2176 code for a protein of 720 amino acids.